GCAAGACCAUGGCUAGAGAGGCAAAUGCAGAAGACUUAGGUGCCUUACACCCCUGCUCUCAAGGAAUCACGCUUACCCCACGACCUCAGCCUACACAAAGCAGAGCAUCUGCAUGUGCCAGCAGGCAGAAUUCAGCUAAAUCAGCUGCAUCUGUGAGCUCUGUCCCAGAUCCCACAUUAUUCUCCCAGGACAUUGGGCGUAUCUUACUUCAAAAGACAGCUGAAAAAGAAGAUGAACUGAAAAAAGCAUUUCAAACUCUUGAUGUUGGUCAGACCCUGACAGUCACAAAGGGUGAAUUCAGGAGAGUGAUUGAAACUUUUCUUUUCCCUCUAACACAAGCCGAAUUUGAUGCUAUGCUGGCAGAGAUCCCAAAUAUCGGCAAAGUUACUGUGCCGUAUCUUGACUUCCUGUCAAAGUUCACCGAAGUUGCCAAGAGUACCAGCAUGCUAAAAGGGUUGAACAAUGGCCGAAGUAGCCAAACAAUGACAUUAUGUCAACUGGAGUCCCUCCUCAAAGAGAAAAUUGCGAAGAAUGUGAAAAGCAUUAUCAAGAGCUGCAGACUUUUUGACUACAACCAUUCAGGACAGAUAAAGAGGCACACACUACGGCAUAUUCUUGAGAUCACUUGUUUUAGGAUGAAGGACUCAGAAUUCGAAAAGCUGUGGAACCAUUAUUGUGUUAGAGAUUCGAAUGUAGUAGAUUAUAUUUGUUUUCUGAAGAUUUUUGGCUUAAAUACAGAUACAGUUAAGAAAAGGAGUACAGAAAACCAAGUUCCAGCACUAAUCUGCCGGAAGAUAAAAGAGAAAGAACAGAAACAGAACAAACUUCUACAGCCAUCAUCAGCAGAACGAGAUGCAACAGAGUACAGUCUGGACGGCACUGAGAGGGCAUUUAGAGACAAGCUGUGUUCAGCCUAUCAGGACAUUGAAAAAGCCUUCAGAGCAAUUGAUGUCAGUCAGAGUGGAUUUGUGUCGUUGGAUCGCUUGAAGUCAGUCAUAAAUGACUUUAUAUUUCCUUUAUCAAGUGAAACUUUUCAAGAACUAAUGAAUAGGUUUGGAUUGAAAGCCACAGGUAAAAUUGCUUGGCAACAGUUUUUAGAAAAAGUUCAUGAUCCUGGGAAUGCCUUUGAAAACAGACAGACAAUUCCCCUGAGGAAAAAAUAUAAAGUAGGUCCAGUUAGAGGAGGAGAUGAAACUUUCUGUGGUGACACUGUUCUUCAGAAGUUGCGCAGAUACAUCCAAGACGUUUAUCCCUCUCAAAAACAGGCUUUCCUGAUGCUUGACAAAAAACGAGAUGGAAAGAUCACCAGAGAUGAGCUUCGUCGCAUUUUACAUUACUUCUUACUUCAAAUAAAAAACAAAGAUUUCCAAGAGCUGAUCCAGAUAAUGGAUCCAGAACAGACUGGAUAUCUUGACUAUCAUAAAUUUUUAGACUUGGUUGAAGAAAAAGAGUGUCCAGUGGCAGAGAUCCUUACAGAUAAAAUUACAGAAAACUGGAAAGAUUUUCAUACGACUUUGCAAUUCUAUGAUCCUAAAUGUACAGGCAUUAUUAGCAGAAGUCAUCUAAGAAAAAUUCUACAGAUAUAUUGUCCCUGUUUGUCAGACCAACAAUUUAUGAGGUUAUGCUAUAAAUAUCAGGAUAAUUCUUCUGGUGGGAUCUUUUACAAUAUGCUUUUGGAUAGCUUAAAGAUUGAUGUUCCUUCUGAUGACUUAAAUGGUGUCGGCUCACAUAUAUCAAAGGAAAGCCAACAAAGAGAAGAAAAAAGGCAAACAGAUCCUUCAAAAAGAAUGAAACAGAUUGAGGAUCAAGCUAACAAAUAUGCCAAGAAUAGAACUGUUGAUGAAGUAAUUGAAAAGCUGAAGGACAAAGUGUUACAACAGGCAGCAACUAUUAAAGACAGCUUUCUUGCCUACAACAAGCAAGCAAAUGGGAAAAUUACUAAAGUUGGUUUGCGGAAGAUCUUGGAAGACCAUGGUAUGCCGAUGGAUGACAAUCAAUUUAAUCUGCUGACAGAAAAGUUAGGAUUCCCAGAUGGAGGGUUGAGUUAUCUGGAUUUUGUGGCAAUAUUUGAAGAUGCCAAACUGCAUGGGCCAGGAGCUGCAUUAUGUCACAGCCCAAAACAGGGAGGAAAUAGUGCUGAAUAUCACUACAUGACUGCUGAAGAAUGUCUCAGUCAGCUUAAUGAUAAGUUGAUGGAAGUGUAUGGGGACACCUAUUCUGCCUUCCGUAGCGCAGACACUAACCGUGAUGGUGUCAUCAACAUGCUUGACUUUCGACACCUCUUGGACAGCUUUCUGUUUAGCCUUAGAGAUGAGGAGUUCUUGCGCCUGCUUGGCAUGUUGAGAAUGAACCUGACCUCCACGUUAAAUUACAAAGAAUUUUGUCAACUGUUUGAAACCCAAGAAACUAAGGACAUACCUCCUUGGCUGAUCCCACCUCACAAAAAAAAACAGAUGAUAACGGAUGCAGAGCUAGCUUGUGAUCAGGCUCAUUACUACCUUGUUAUCAAAGCAAGAACCAGAUGGCAUGACCUAGCAAGGAGUUUUCAGGAAUAUGACAGUGAAGGAAACGGCAUUAUAUGGCCUGAGGAUUUAAAAAAAGUUUUGUUCAGAUUUGGCAUUCCAGUCACCCCAGAAGAAUUUAAGAAGCUUUGGGCAAGGUAUGAUACAGAUGCAAAAGGAUAUCUUACUCACCAAGAAUUUUUGCAGAAGCUGGGGAUAGAGUUUGCACCCGCUGACACAGGGCUCGGCAAACAUAUCACAGAAGACAACCAUGCACACUUAAAAGCACAUUAUAAUAAUCAGCAAAAAAAGCAUUCAAAGCUGGAAGAGCAACAGAAACAGCAAACUAAAGCUCUGCAUGUAAAUGAAGUGAAAAAGCAGAUCAAGAAUAAAUUUAGGAAUUACUUCCAAGAUUUCAGGAAGUUUUUUCAAAAAAUGGAUAAAAACAGAGAUGGCUACGUAACAGUAUGUGGCCUGCAAAAGAUACUGCAAGAAUUUGACUAUUUCCUUGACUAUAAUCAGUUCAAUGAUCUUCUAAAUGGCUUAGGAAUCAGCAUUCAUGACAGCAAGCUCUCUUAUUUUGAUUUCCUGAGAGCAAUUGAGGAUGGCAGAGCCUCUAAAUACCAACAGAGACAAAAGCAGACUGCACCACCUGCAAGCUUUGCAGCACUCAGCUUAGAAAAGACCCUAAUUAAGAUAAAAGAAAUAGUUGCAUCAUCUUAUGAUUUGUUGUACAAGGCAUUUUCUCUGUUUGAUAAAGAAGACACUGGAGUAAUUAAAACAGUGGAAUUUCGUCAGAUACUUGACCAUUUCUGCUUUAAAUUAUCAGACAAACAAUUUAGGCACCUUCUCAAGAACUUUAAACUGCGUGAGGAUUUGACAGUUAACUGGAAGAUUUUCCUGAAAAACAUCAACCUCCCCUCAGAGCUACUUUUAUAUGGCUCCUUUUCUCUUUUGUGGUCUAAGCCAGAAUUCCUGGAAGGAGGUUUUACUGCCUGCGGGAUCUCUGCGGCCGCCUCCUCCAUGGCCUUUUCCCUCGCUGACUGGCUGCCUGCCACCCCGGCACUGACCGAGGAAGGGCAAAAAGUCUUCCUACCUAAAUCUUCGCGGGAGCUGUCAGAGAGAGGCAUCCUCUCCCGGAUACGCGAAGCGGCGGCCGCUCGUUUUAACACCAUCGCAAAAGCGUUCAAGGAUAUUGACUCUUCCGAAGACAACACAGUGUCUAAAGAGGAGUUCUGGGAUGUUUGCAACCGGCAUUUGCUCCUGCUGACUGAAGAACAAUUUGAAAAUCUUUGGAACACAGUAGAUGUCAAUGCUAGUGGACGGUUGAAGUACCAGGACUUUUUGAAGCAGUUCAGCUCAGAACGUGGAACGAUGCCUUCGAGCACUUGCAGUACAAGCAGUUCUGCAUCUUGUACCAGGCCAGUCACCACUACCACGCUGGAGUUAGAGGUAUCGUCUCAGCCUGAACGUCCCAAGACAUCAUCUUCCCUGGGAGAGCAAAGAAAAACACCAGCAUCCAGCCGUCCUCAGACAACAGCAACAUGUUCUGCCCCUGUCCUUAACUGUGAACCGAUAGAAAAUAAGAUACGCAAGAAAAUCAAGCAUUCCUGGAGAAGAAUACUGAAAGAGUGCAAAGAGAAGGAUGUCCACAAGAAAGGAGAAAUCCCAGUGCCAGACUUCCUAGAUAUAGCAGAGAAGUUUGAGUUGGAUUUAAGUGAAGACGAAGUUAAGCAAAUAACAACAAAAUAUGAUUUCAAGAAUAAUGGAAAAUUUGCAUAUUGUAACUUCCUUCAGAGCUGCAUCUUGUUUUUAAAGCCGAAGGAAACCUCCCUGCUACAAAGGAUGAUUAUACAGAAGCCACAAAUACCGCUGAGUCCUGGACCACAAACCACAGCGUUCUUCAGUGCAAUGCUGAGAAUUCAACCCCAAAUCCUGCACUGCUGGAGACCAAUGAGGCGAACCUUUAAAUCCUAUGAUGAAAGUCGGACCGGAUUGUUAAAUAUUCCAGAUUUUAGACAAGUUCUUCGUGAGUACAGCAUUAACCUAACUGAGGAAGAGUUAUUUAACAUCUUGGAAUAUUAUGAUAAAAAUCUGUCUUCAAAAAUAUCCUAUAAUGAUUUUCUCCGGGCAUUUUUGCAGUAG
Molecule: messenger RNA, 4646 nt
Organism: Tinamus guttatus (white-throated tinamou)
Lineage: Eukaryota; Metazoa; Chordata; Aves; Tinamiformes; Tinamidae
Source: RefSeq, a predicted model, not a curated record